AUGGGAGUCGGACUCUUAGUAUCCAUCAAUCCAGAGGCGAUCUCAAAGCCAAACCCCACCGGUCUGACCCUAGACCAGGUGGCUUACUUUGGUCAGACGCUCAUUCAAAUAACCCCAGAGAACUUCGACUCGAACCUCUCAUUUCUACGUCAGAACUUUUCAAAGUUAUCUAUACUCUUCGACGUCCGAAAGCUCAAAAGCUGGGAUAGUGUCGUGGACGUCCUCAACAAUGGAGCAUCUAAGAUCUUCGUCACUUUUGAGCAGUUAAAAGCACUGUCUCAAGAGCAAACCAUAUCACCCGACCGCUUGGUCCUCACGAUUAGUCUCGACAACCCGAAAACAGACCUUACCAAGUUAAAGGCUUUCUUGGAGGCCAAUCCGAAAUGGAAGACAUCAGAAUGGGCCGUUGAUGGAGACAAGGGAAACGAAUAUGUCGAUGCUGUUCUGAAAGAGCUAGGGAACUAUCCACCUAGCUCAGAUCAAACAAUUUUCGUCACCGUGACCAGAGAGACGGACGGCAGACACCUACUCCACGAAUAUCCCGGAAAUGCACUCAUAAUCUCCUCCAAGUCCUUGACUUUCGACUCAACUAAGGAAGGAAAUGAAAAGCUGAUUCCAGCAGUCGACUUAGUCCUUGCUGGUGCGACUCCUGACAGGAAGACUGGGCUAUAUGCAACAACUGUGGUUGACGAACGUGAUGUGGCUCUUGGGCUCGUCUGGAGCAGCAAAGAGAGCGUCGCUGAAGCAUUAAAGACCGGUGCUGGUGUCUAUCAGAGCCGUAAAAGAGGUCUGUGGCACAAGGGUGCUUCGAGUGGGGAUACUCAAGAGCUCAUCAGCAUGGGUUUCGAUUGCGAUAAAGAUUGCCUGAUUUUCAAGGUCCAUCAAAAAGGCCGAGGCUUCUGCCAUUUAGGAACUAUGUCAUGCUGGGGUAAGGUAUCAGGCCUAUCAAGACUGCAACGCACUCUUCAGGAGCGAAAGGUUGACGCCCCUGCGGGAUCAUAUACCAAUCGACUAUUCAAUGACCCCAAACUCGUAAAUGCCAAGAUCAAGGAGGAAGCCGAUGAGCUUUGCGAAGCUUCAACGAAGGAAGAGAUCGCCUCCGAGGCGGCAGAUUUACUGUACUUUGCACUUGCAAGGUGUAUAGCUGCGGAUGUUACACUCGAAGACAUUGAAAGAAAUCUGGACCUCAAGAGCCUCAAAGUCAAGCGGAGGAAGGGUGAUGCGAAACCACAAUAUGUUGACGAGGAAGUUACCAAUGGAGCAAAAAAUCAGCCCGAGGAGAAGAUCACGAACGGUCAUCAAGAUGAAGAAGUCAAGGAAGCCGCCUCGAUACCAAAAGCACCCUCAGAUCCGGCGGGCACAGCAUCUGGAAGGAUACAAAUGAAACGCUAUUCCACAUCACAAGCCUUCUCAGACGAUGUCCUGAGAUCUGCUCUGCAGCGGCCCUCACAAAAGUCGAACGAAAAAAUCAUGGCGCUGGUCCAACCGAUCAUUGCAGAUGUUCGCGAAAAAGGCGACUCUGCUGUGUUGAAGUACACGCACAAGUUCGAAAAGGCCACGAGCCUCAAAUCGCCUGUCUUGAAAGCCCCCUUUCCCGAAUCUCUUAUGCAACUGCCUGAAGAGACGAUCAAAGCGAUCAACACGUCCUAUCAUAACAUCCUCAAAUUCCACUCCGCACAGAAACCCUCUGCCCCACUUGUGGUGGACACAAUGCCAGGUGUGACCUGUUCACGAUUCUCGAGACCAAUCGAAAAGGUUGGCCUCUACAUCCCUGGCGGCACAGCCGUCCUACCCUCGACAGCUCUCAUGCUCGGAGUUCCCGCCAUGGCAGCCGGAUGCAAAAACAUUGUGAUGGCCUCUCCCCCACGGGCCGACGGCACAAUCACCCCCGAGAUCGUCUACAUUGCACACAAAGUGGGUGCCGAAGCCAUCGUCCUCGCAGGCGGCGCACAGGCCGUCGCCGCCAUGGCAUAUGGCACCGAGUCGAUCACGAAGGUCGACAAGAUCCUCGGUCCAGGCAACCAAUUUGUGACGGCCGCCAAAAUGAUCGUUUCCAAUGACACCUCCGCGGCCGUUUCAAUCGACAUGCCCGCAGGUCCAUCCGAAGUGCUGGUCGUCGCAGACAAAACUGCCGACCCGGCCUUCGUGGCCAGCGAUCUCCUCUCGCAAGCCGAACACGGCACCGACAGCCAAGUCGUGCUCAUCGCCGUGGACCUCACGGAAGGGCAACUCCAAGCCAUCGAAGACGAAGUGCACAAACAAGCGCACGAACUCCCACGCGUCGACAUCGUGCGCGGCGCCAUCGAACACAGCAUCACCAUCUCCGUGCCGGACAUGGCCUCGGCGCUCAAAUGGUCCAACCACUACGCACCGGAACACUUGAUCCUGCAGACGGCCAACCCGCACGCCGCCUUCCCGGACAUCCAGAACGCGGGGUCCGUGUUCAUCGGGCAGUGGACGCCCGAGAGCGUGGGGGACUACAGCGCGGGCGUCAACCACAGCCUGCCGACGUACGGCUACGCGCGACAGUACAGCGGGGUCAACCUGGGCAGUUUCAUGAAGAACAUCACCAGCUCCGAGGUGACGGAGCAGGGCGUCGGCGAGGUCGGGUUCGCCGUCAUGGAGCUGGCGCGCGUCGAGGGCCUGGAUGCCCAUCGUCGCGCCAUGGAGUUGCGCAUGGAGCGUUUGGGCCUGGUGCCGAAGCGCGCUGUGCCUGUGGUGGAGGACCAGGGCGUCGUUGUUCCGCAGCCUGAUGGGCUCGAGAAGGACGUGCCUGUGCCUGAGGCUGAGGCACAGGCACAGGUGGCGGGUUCGGAUGUGGUGGCCGCAUCGAAUGUAGAGGUUGGAGAGCCGCAGAGCACCGAGGUGCUGGAGAAGGGGACGGUCGAUGCUUUGGCUGCAAACCCUUGA
Messenger RNA from Exophiala bonariae, 2910 nucleotides. RefSeq lists its product as uncharacterized. The transcript has a single exon. The record is from RefSeq and is a predicted model, not a curated record. Gene Ontology annotation, cellular component: cytosol; cytoplasm. The coding region runs from base 1 to 2910 and encodes 969 amino acids. Gene Ontology annotation, molecular function: NAD binding; histidinol dehydrogenase activity; phosphoribosyl-ATP diphosphatase activity. Lineage: Eukaryota; Fungi; Ascomycota; Eurotiomycetes; Chaetothyriales; Herpotrichiellaceae. Gene Ontology annotation, biological process: L-histidine biosynthetic process.